This is a messenger RNA of Colletotrichum paranaense, 933 nucleotides long. RefSeq lists its product as uncharacterized. The transcript has a single exon. Lineage: Eukaryota; Fungi; Ascomycota; Sordariomycetes; Glomerellales; Glomerellaceae. The record is from RefSeq and is a predicted model, not a curated record. Bases 1 to 933 code for a protein of 310 amino acids.
AUGCCGGAGUUUGAUCCGGCGGCCAAUCAGCAACAUUGGUUUCACCGGAUUGAAUUCCGCCACGUUGGGCAUCCAUCACUGGCCGACUCGCCGUACUCUUCUAAAACCCGCCUGCCUAACCUAUCAGGAAACAGAAAGAACCACUUACCUUCCUGCCUUCAUUUCGGCCCUCCCAUACCGAUCGCACGGAAUAUUACCUUCAACAUCCAGUAUCCGUACAUCCCAUUCAUCGCCCUCCCUGUCGCCGGUGACGUUGUUGCUGCCGUCGACGCACCAAGGCCCGUACGCAACCACGGUCCGAGUCACUGGCUGUUCAAUUUUGCCACCCUCACCUCUUCCUCCUCUUUCCCAUCCUCCAUCACCACCAUUCAUCCACUCAACACCAGCGUCUCCUCAUCCUGCUACUACUCCUCCUUCUUAUCUCAAAAUCCCCUGAUCAUUGUACAAUGUCUACCGAAACCUGCACUUCAUACAGCCCUGCCACUUGCAAUUGCUGGCAUGUCCCUCGAGUCCACGGAUACCCCCCAACUUGACUCCCAGGAAAACUCCAAAUUCGGCUUCGAUCUCAACCUCAUUUCAGUCUGCAUUUUGGUCUGCAGUCUCGGCUUCACAAUGCGAUCUCUUUCUCGGCUGUCUUACUCUACCUUACCAUCUUGCUGGCCACUACCAACACAUUCCGACUCUGCCGUCUUCUUACCAUCAAAACCUUGCAUUGGCCCCUUGAGUUCCGCUGCAGUGGACAGCCCCUCAGCUGCCGCCCUCAUGCUUAUCCACCCUCCUCUUCGUCUUUGCUGCUUCGAUAUACAAGAUGCCAAUUAUGACAAUCAUGCGAAGAAAGGGUUCAUCUCUCCAAGCAAGCAGCACACCUUCGCUUCGUGUACACCACCCCGUGUAGGUGUAAUGCGCCGGCUGUCGGUUCUGUCUGUUGUUUAA